UGAAACUUUUAGUACGAAUUUUGUCGUCACCGGGUUUAUCACGCGAACACACUUUUCCCCUUUGCAGCUGAUUUCGAGUGCGCGUGGCGCUUGAGUGCGUUUUUGUUUUUGAUCGCGCGUGCGGGCGUGUGUUGUUUUUGGUUCGGUUUUGCCGCUUGUUGUGUUCCGUUUUCGGAAGUAGGUUCCUUGCCUGGUGUUUCGUUACCGAUCGUUCAAGUCUCUUUGUCGAUAUCCGAGCCGGCAAAGUUUUCAGUGGGUUUUCAGUGCGUAAAAUUUACGACUUCCGGAAGUGAUACCGCAAAAAUUUGCAACCGACUUGACGACGUCCUGUAUGGUGGGAGUGAACCUCUGAUUUAGUUGUUGAAAAUUAUUUUGCAGGUUGUGUCUCAUCUUAGAGUGCAAGAGCAUCUCACCCGCAUACGGCCGAGAUUGAUAUACCAAUCAAGUGGUGAAAAUAGUGUUUAUUGUGAGAAAAAUUAUAAGUGAAUUUAAUUUGGUUUGAAGUGAAGUGAGAAAUAUCGCUGGCUGGUUUUAUUUGGAGACAGGGAAUAAACUUAUUCUUCAGAAGCAGAUUUGAGCCAAUCGAUACUUGGAAUGGCGUGGGCAACGCUGCAGAAUGUUUUGGGUCUAAUAGCUGUGAUAGUGAUGCUCAAUGGGUAUCAUCCAACGCAUGCGAUAAGGGUCUAUUGGAACACCAAUGAGGGUCCCAUAGUGCCUCCAACGAGCACACCAGCUCCCGUACCCAAACCUCCUUUCCGCGAUCCGGCACCAGUUUGGGAGGACCAAUCGGAUGACAUACCGAACCCUAAUCCGUACAUGUACAUCCUGCCGCCUCCAUCACGCCCAAAGUAUAACGAUAUUACGCUGGAACAACGGCAACAGAAACAAAACCAAGAAAGCACCGCUAGACCAAUCGGAGUUCCAACGACGUCUUCAACGACAACUCUCGCUCCUGCUAGUCGAAUAAUAGCUUCACCUGAACAAAAUACUGCCCGACCAAUUCAACAAUCCACUUAUAAUCAACAGCAAACUUAUCAAAACAAUGUCAGUAACCAACAACCAAAUCAAUUCAAUGGCAACGCCCAACAGCCACAGAACCAGUACAACAGUCAACAACAACAACCGAACCAGCAACAACAGUACAAUAACAAUGUCAGCAACAACCAACAGAAUCAAAUUCAAACAGUUCCUAGCCUGGCGGUUCAAUACGUACCGAACCAGGGAUUCCGAUACUUUGCCGUUGUUCCCGUAAAUCGACCGGCAGCUCCAAGCAAGAGCGCCUAUCUGAAAUCGAACGACGUACUGGAGGGCAAGUACGAGCAGCAGCGAUUUGACAAAAUGAACGGCCGAUACAAUGCCAAGCUGAAGAAGUACAAGGCGUACGAGAAGAUGAAGUAUCUACCCUUCGUGAUGUACUACGAUGCAGCCAAGCAGCAAUACAUCUGGUCCAACCUUCCGCCAAAAGCGACGAACAAUCAUCUGUGAUGUGUCCGAGCGAGAAAAAUCACGGGGCGCCUUAAUUUUGUCAGUAGCAUUUAGUAUCGUGUAAACUAUGUACGAGGUAGAAGUCGAGGAACAGCGAUCAGCAAAUUUUGACAGCGGAAGAAAACAAAAACCAUUUACCACGAUGAUCGUUACCCGUCAGACGUGCAUUUCAAGUUUUUCUUUCUGAACCAUAAAUCAUAAUCCAAUUUCGAACCACACCAGCUCACACUUUACAAUCGUGAACGAAAGAUCACUUUUGGUAAAGUUAACCCCAUUUUGUAAAUGCACUGAACUUUUGCAGACUCUAGACUUCUUGAAGUUGUGUAAGACAAAACGAACAACAACAUAGAUUAUCGAAAGUUCAACGACCGUAAUCGGUUCAUACCCAAAAGAGAUUCCUUUACCUCCAUUCAUUAGAGAUUUAAGGCUUUCGAAAUCAACAAGAACGUAACUGUUGCUAACAGGUGAAAAACAACUUAACAAAAAUACUUUUAGAAUUUUUUUUUUCAAAGAAGGAAAGUGGAACAGUCAACAUUGUAAAUGUAUAAAAGCUGUGAAGACAUGUAAAUAAAUGAUAAAAUAAAUUA
Molecule: messenger RNA, 2072 nt
Organism: Uranotaenia lowii
Lineage: Eukaryota; Metazoa; Arthropoda; Insecta; Diptera; Culicidae
Gene: GV1
Product: putative mediator of RNA polymerase II transcription subunit 15
Exons: 5
Coding region: 595-1485 (296 amino acids)
Source: RefSeq, a predicted model, not a curated record